Molecule: messenger RNA, 1605 nt
Organism: Penicillium pulvis
Lineage: Eukaryota; Fungi; Ascomycota; Eurotiomycetes; Eurotiales; Aspergillaceae
Product: inositol-3-phosphate synthase INO1
Exons: 2
Coding region: 1-1605 (534 amino acids)
Biological process (GO): inositol biosynthetic process; phospholipid biosynthetic process
Cellular component (GO): cytoplasm
Molecular function (GO): inositol-3-phosphate synthase activity
Source: RefSeq, a predicted model, not a curated record
AUGGCUCCUCACGCUAGCUCGGAUGGCGCCAAUGGCUCUGUGAACGGGUCGGCUCGUCAAGACUCCCCGUUGUUUACCGUCCAGUCGCCCAAUGUCCAGUACACGGCCGACGAGAUCAAGAGUCAGUAUGCCUACCAGACCACCGAGGUCACUCGUACUGCCGACAACAAGCUGGUGGCCACCCCCAAGGCUACCAACUACCACUUCAAGGUGGACCGUAAGGUCGGCAAGGUCGGUAUGAUGCUGGUCGGUUGGGGUGGAAACAACGGUUCCACCGUCACCGCUGGUAUUCUUGCCAACCGCCGCGGCCUAUCGUGGGAUACCCGCGAGGGUCAGCAGUCCGCCAAUUACUAUGGCUCCAUUGUCAUGAGCUCGACCGUCAAGCUGGGUUCAGAUGCCAAGACUGGCGAGGAGAUCAACAUCCCCUUCCGCGAUUUGCUUCCCAUGGUCCACCCUGACGAUCUGGCCAUUGGUGGUUGGGACAUCAGCAGCCUGAACCUCGCUGCGUCCAUGGACCGUGCCCAGGUGCUCGAGCCUAGUCUCAAGUCCAUGGUCCGCAAGGAGAUGGCUGAGAUGACCCCCCUGCCCAGUAUUUACUACCCAGAUUUCAUUGCCGCCAACCAGGAGGACCGUGCCGACAACGUCCUUGAGGGUACCAAGGCCUGUUGGGCACAUGUCGAGAAGAUCCAGCAGGAUAUUCGUGACUUCAAGGCUCAGAAUGGUCUGGACAAGGUCGUUAUUAUGUGGACCGCCAACACCGAGCGCUACGCCGAUAUCAUCCCUGGUGUCAAUGACACUGCAGAGAACCUGAUCAACUCGAUCAAGACCGGUCAUGCUGAGGUUGCUCCGUCCACCGUCUUUGCUGUGGCCGCUAUUCUGGAGGGUAACGUUCCGUUCAUCAACGGUUCGCCCCAGAACACCUUUGUCCCCGGUGCCCUUCAGCUUGCUGAGCAACACGGUGCCUUCAUUGGCGGUGACGACUUCAAGUCCGGCCAGACCAAGAUGAAGUCCGCUUUGGUCGACUUCUUGAUCAACGCCGGUAUCAAGCUCACCUCCAUUGCCAGCUACAACCACCUGGGCAACAACGAUGGCAAGAACCUGAGCUCGCAGAAGCAGUUCCGCUCCAAGGAGAUCUCCAAGUCCAACGUCGUCGACGAUAUGGUUGCCGCUAAUCACAUCCUGUACGAGAAGGACGAGCAUCCCGACCACACUGUCGUCAUCAAGUAUAUGCCUGCUGUCGGUGACAACAAGCGUGCUCUUGAUGAGUACUACGCCGAGAUCUUCAUGGGUGGCCACCAGACCAUCAGCUUGUUCAACAUUUGUGAGGACUCGCUCCUGGCCUCGCCCCUAAUCCUCGACCUAGUCAUCCUGGCAGAGAUGAUGACUCGUGUCAGCUGGAAGACCGGUGCCGAAGGCGCCGAGUACAAGGGUUUCCACAGCGUGCUCAGCAUUCUCAGCUACAUGCUGAAGGCUCCUCUGACCCCGGCGGGUACCCCCGUCGUCAACGCCCUUGGCAAGCAACGCUCGGCUUUGAUUAACAUCUUCCGUGCAUGCGUUGGUCUCCAGCCUGAGUCUGAGAUGACCCUUGAGCACAAGCUUUUCUAA